Messenger RNA from Filobasidium floriforme, 649 nucleotides. Its product is annotated as mitochondrial import inner membrane translocase subunit TIM9. The record is from RefSeq and is a predicted model, not a curated record. Lineage: Eukaryota; Fungi; Basidiomycota; Tremellomycetes; Filobasidiales; Filobasidiaceae. The transcript has 5 exons. Bases 168 to 431 code for a protein of 87 amino acids.
CUGAUUACGUACACCAAACCCUCACCCUCCAGUUGGGUUUUUGGCGAUCAGCGACCAUCUCUCAAACUUGCUUCAAUUCCAGAAAUCUCGAUCCUCUGUAACUCUCAGCCCAAACGUACCUUGGCCCCAUACCCAAACCUCAACGAGACAGUAGUAAACCCUUCGAAAUGGACAUGAACAACUUGAACCCGGCCGAGGCCGCCCACAUGAACAAGAUCAUCGAGAAGAAGCAGAUGCAAGACUUUAUGAAGCUCUACUCGGGACUCGUAGAACGAUGCUUCAACACCUGUAUCACCGACUUUACUAGCAAGGCUUUGACCGGUCGGGAGUCGACCUGCACGACCAACUGCGUAGACAAGUUUAUGAAGCAUAGCGAACGAGUAGGAGCCAGGUUUGCCGAACAGAACGCUGCUCAGAUGCAGGGAAAGUAGACGAAGACGAAGCAAACGUGUCACAUGUAGAAUAUACAACAAAAAGGCGAAGCGGACUGUUUCAAGAUACAUUCAAUUGACGAUGACGCAUUGACAAAGAGCGGCAGCGAGACAGAGGCGGAAGACGGACGUAGGCCAAAAGGAGGAUUCCAGCUAGACAGAGGUCGCAUUGUAUCAUAUCACUUUUUAACAUCUCCAUCACAUCGAUAAAACAUCUA